This is a messenger RNA of Sungouiella intermedia, 1062 nucleotides long. Lineage: Eukaryota; Fungi; Ascomycota; Pichiomycetes; Serinales; Metschnikowiaceae. The record is from the annotation of a GenBank genome assembly.
AUGGAUUUCCUACUAAGCGCCGUGACAAAGUGUCUCCCAUGUUUUCCUGACCUUCUGCACCCAUCAAUAACUGUCAACAACACCCGCUACAAAAUCAUACGUCUUCUCGGAGAAGGUGGCUUCUCAUACGUAUACUUGGUGUCCCAAAGUAGCAACUCCAAUGUUCUUUACGCCAUGAAGAAGAUGCGGUGUCCGUACGGCAGCAAUGAUGCAUCGUUCACCAAUGCCAUGCGCGAAAUCAAGAGCUAUCACCGAUUUGCUGAGGUGAAAACACCUUACAUUAUCCAUACUAUAGACGAGGCAGUGGUUACUGAGAGUGACGGAUCCAGAACGUUUUAUGUGCUCUUGCCAUACUUUGAGAAGUCUUUGCAAGACAUAAUCAACUACAAUGUUCUCAAUAAUAUCACCAUGGAUGAAGAAGAGGUGCUCAAGAUCUUCAUAGGUGUGCUGAAGGGUCUCCAAGCCAUGCACAAGUAUAAGUCGAUAGGUGAAGAAGAAGAGAACGACGAAAAUGACCCCAUGCUUCCGCCUGAUGAGGAUGCAAGUAUCUCUAACGCCUAUGAGACCGAGCUUCUGGAGCUCUGUCCGUAUGCACAUAGAGACAUCAAGCCAGCUAACGUGAUGCUCUCAGCUGAGGGACUUCCAGUGCUUGUCGACUUGGGAUCGUGCUCCAAAGCACGUGUUCAGGUCAGAACACGCCAGCAGGCACUUACUUUGACGGACUUUGCCCAGGAGCAUUGUACACUUCCGUAUCGGGCGCCAGAACUCUUGGAUGUAGCCACCAAUGCUGAUAUUACUGAGCUGACUGAUAUCUGGUCUCUUGGGUGUCUUCUUUAUUGCUGCUGCUUUGGGUUCUCGCCGUUUGAGAAAUUGGAGAUCGACCAGGGUGCCAACUUAAAUUUGGCCAUUUCUCAGGCAAAGUAUGAAAUUCCCUCUGAUACUAAGGGCUUUUCACCAGAACUUAUGGAUGUUAUCAGACUGUGCUUGGUGCUCGACUCUACACAGAGACCUACGAUUGAUGAAGUCUUGGAGACUGCACUCGGCUUGUUACAGCGGAUAUAA